AUGAACGACGAAGCGAAAUUGGCUACAGAUCGAGGAACCCAGGAUACGGCCCCAACCUCUGCAGAAAAAGCCUGGCCACAACCAUCAGCUAACGUAACCAAUACGGAUGAUGCCAAAGCUCCAACCGACGGCGAGGAAACGAACAGUGAUGAGCACAAUAUCAUUGAAUCUCCCAAUUUGAAACUUCCAGCCAUGGCAUCUCCGUUUAGUGACAUGGAUUCCUCUCUUGACGUAAACCCACCCGAAAAUGCGACUACAACCAGCCCUGCGAGUUUCAACCCUGCCCCUGCUGCAUCGAACCCUUCUAUUGCAACGUUGAGCGGUGGCCUACAACGAAUUGCCAAAGAAAAUGCAGCAAAAGAAGCAGCAAGAGCCAGCAGAGGCAGUACUAUGGUUGGUGCAGGCGUUCCUGGAGCAGUCUUGCAGAAGAGUCAACAACGACAAGAGGAUGCCAAGAAGGCCAGUACAUCCACCGAUGCCAGGACCAAGCCUGCACCUACAACAACAGUAAGUCGUGGUCUCAGGAGAUCUGCUGAAGAAAGGGUAGCCAAGGCUGCAGCUCGAGGCAAUGCUGGGAAUGCCACAUCUGGGGCGUUUCCCACCGUUCCUCCUGGAGGCAAUCUCAACCCUGAAACGAUCGCCAGCAAGAAUGUUAUGGUGGUUGCUCCUAUUCAGCAUGGAGUAUAUUAUGUGGCUGCAAGUGCUACGUCUAGCGCCACAACUGGUGCUCGUUCUUCUGUGUCCACGUCUUGUGGGCUUGGCAAGAAUAGAAAAGAAGCAGAUCCAUUACGAGAGUCUACAGAUGCCACAAUAACCAAAUGUGGAGUGCUGGUUCCUCCUCAAAGGAACAAUUCUGCCCAUGACAAUGAUAUUACUACAGGAACACAGGAGAACAAUACUUCUAAAGAAUUUUCUUCUGACCUAAACCCACCCGAAAAUACAGUUUCGACUAAUCAAGCUUUCAUGGACGAUGCUAGUGCUGUUGUCCCUGCAGCCACUAAUGCUAUCCAAAUGCCAACAAUUUCCACCAGUGACGAUGGACUGGUUGAAGCUAGAGCCAUUACUGAAUCCAGCAUGUUCAUGUUGCAAGAAGCCCAGCAAGUUGAUGAUGCAGUACUGGAACAACAAACUGCCAGACAGGAAAAGGAGAGACAUUGCCAAAGAGUAGGCUACGCAAUCAUUUUUUGCUCAAUUAUUAUCAUCAUCACCAUCAGUCUGGGAGUUGGGCUGCGGCCAAAGCCAGAAGCCGUCAAAGAUGCUAUGCCAACAUUUGCACCAACCUUAGCCCCAACCUCACUGGAAUCAUUCCUCUUGUCCUUGCUCCCUGAGCAAACUAUCACUGGAAUGGAAGACAAUGAUUCAGCACAAUACCAAGCUUUUAAAUGGCUACAAGAGGAUCCUUUUGUCUAUGACUAUCCAGAUUGGCGGAUUCUUCAAAGGCAUGCUCUGAUGACUGUCUUCUAUGCGACGGCUGGCCCAACUCAAUGGUCCAACAAUACAGGGUGGGGAAGCUACCAUCUGCAUGAAUGUGCAUGGUUUCAAAAUCAAGAAUUUGCUCUCAAGUCAUUCAUAGGAAAGCUCUACCCUGGCUUCCUAGCAGGCUUCUUGGAGCCUCUACCUGGCAGCCAAUGUGACAAGCAAGGGCGCUAUCUUCAUCUGUGGCUGGAUCAGAACAACCUUGAGGGUUCUCUGCCAGAGGAACUUUACAGCUUGACCUCACUCCAAACUCUUUCUGCUGGUCUGAAUCCUCUGUAUGGCUCAUUUUCUAGCUAUAUUGGGCAGCUCCAGCAGUUGCGGGGGCUCGCCUUUUCCUCGACUGGGCUGUCUGGAUCCAUACCAAAGGAAAUGGGCAACAUAUCAUCAUUUGAAGUUAUUGUGCUGAAUGACAACCAGCUAGAAGGGUCCAUUCCUAAUGAAAUCUGGCAACUUAGCACUCUGGAUAGUCUUGUUCUUGGUCGCAAUGAGAAGUUAGGAGGCACAAUGCCCUCAAUUAUAAGCACUCUACCAAAGCUGAGGUGGCUUUUGAUGGAUGACUGUGCUCUGACUGGCUCUAUUCCUACAGAGCUUGGACAGGCAAGAUCUCUAGAAUGGCUGGCUUUGUUGGGGAAUCAACUUUCAGGGACUCUCCCCAGGGACUCUGCCUAG
Molecule: messenger RNA, 2145 nt
Organism: Seminavis robusta
Lineage: Eukaryota; Bacillariophyta; Bacillariophyceae; Naviculales; Naviculaceae
Source: the annotation of a GenBank genome assembly